AAAAAAACUAGGAAAAAAAUUGAAAUCAGAAGACCUAAACCAACCAAAUCGCGUACAUGAAACUAAAAAUUUACAUACGUGCUUGUUAUAUAGUUCAUGUAUAAUUAAAGUCUAAAUUUACGUAACGUCUAGUAUGCAUAAUGGAAACAAAAGGUCUAACGUAUGCUCUAAGUCUACAAGAGAGACAUAUAAUCUAUUAGUUUUUAUGACAUAGUGUCUACACAAGGAACAUUCAUGUUCCUCUUUGCGAACACUCACAAUUUUACUUCACACAAUUAUAGUUCGCAUACCAAAAAAAUGUUCAUUUUACCAAGUUUAUAAUAUUUUAUAGAAUUACAAAAUGUUUACUUAAAGAAAUAUGCAAACAACAAGAUUUGUAUACAAUACCUUCACACAACGAUGUUUUGUAUUUACACUUCAAAGGUUUCCAGGAAAUUGAAAAUUUAGAAGAGUAUACUGGACUUAAGUGUUUAUGGUUGGAAAAUAAUUGUUUAAGUAAAAUUUCAGGGUUGGAAAAUCAAACAGAACUUAUUAGUAUAUACCUUCAUCAUAAUGGUCUUAUGAAAAUUGAAAAUCUAGAUUGUCUGCAAAAAUUAAAUACUAUUAAUUUGAGUUACAAUUUCAUUAGAAAAAUUGAAAACCUAAGUAUUCUACCUGGACUUAGUUCUUUGUUUAUAAGUCACAAUAAACUUUCUACUGCUGAUGACAUUUCUCAUUUAACUGAAUGCAAAUGUUUGUCAAUUGUUGAUCUGUCACAUAAUAGCUUGGAUGAUCCCGAAAUAGUCGAAAUAUUCUCAAAAAUGGAAUGUUUAAAAGUAUUAACACUAACCGGAAACGGCGCUAUUCCUAAAAUAAAAAACUAUAGAAAAACAUUAAUAUUAAAAUGUAAAGAUCUACGUCACUUGGAUGAUAGACCAGUAUUUUUUAAGGAUCGAGCUUGUGCAGAAGCAUGGAGUGAAGGUGGAAUCGAAGCUGAACAAGCCAUGAGGAUAAAGUUAAAUCAAGAGGAACAGCAAAGAAUAAACGACUCUGUUGAAGCAUUAAUAAAAUUACGAGACAUUGGACAUCAAAGUAAAAAUUUAACGAGCAAAACCUUGGACCAAAGUGCAGGAGAUAAUAUUACUGUAAACAACUUGAUUUCUUCUGAAGAGUUUUAUAAAAAUUACGAAGAAGAAAGUAGCGAUUCUUCAGAUGAAUCGUCUGAAAAUUCUUUCUGUAAAGGUCCACUAGUUCAAGAAGUUUGUAGUGAAAGUGAAGUAAACGAGAGUUUAGAAGAAAAAGAUUGUACGGCGAAUGAUUUAUGUCAUACCAUAGUAAAUUCGUUAGUUGACAAAUGUUAUGACAAUAAACUAACAAAGAUCUCUAAUGACAUCUCAAUUGACAAAACUUCACAACAAAAAAGUGAAAAGAGACUUAAUUUGACUGAUAAACAUGAAGAAACAUUAAUUCUAGAUCAAUGUAAAAUUGCUAUCAGUGAUAAAAAUGAUACUGUCGUCGAUUGUAAUCGGAUAGAAAAUAAUAACGAAUGUUGUUCAAUUGACAAGCUAACACUAAGAGAACUUAGCGACUAUAGUUGUACCGAAAGUUCAAUGGACAUAUGCUGUAAUAAAACCGAACAAGAUGACAGUGAAUUCGGUCAAGUUGAACAUAAUAUUGAAAACGAAACUGCACCAGUGAAUUGCAUUUCAAAUUUAUUUCACGCUUCAAAAUCUUCACAAAUUGAAGAAAUGCUCGUGAAAUUACCAUGGAAAAACAGUCAAAAUGAAACAGAUUUCAUCAAAUUGUCAAUGAAACAAAGUCAUGAUACUGACGAUAAAAUAGAGCAAGAAACUCGUAAAAUCAGACCUUUAAUUCAAGAACUAUAAAUAAUGUUUUUUUUACCUUUUAUUUGAUUUUCUUAUUAUUUAUUUUUUUAUUCAAUCUUUAUGCGUUGUAUAAACUAAUGUAAUGUACUUAUAGAUGAUAUUAUUAGAGGAAUGUCUUCAACAUUAAUAUUAUAUUUUAUAGUUGGAAAAUUCUCAUG
Molecule: messenger RNA, 2023 nt
Organism: Daktulosphaira vitifoliae (grape phylloxera)
Lineage: Eukaryota; Metazoa; Arthropoda; Insecta; Hemiptera; Phylloxeridae
Product: dynein axonemal assembly factor 1-like
Exons: 7
Coding region: 561-1865 (434 amino acids)
Molecular function (GO): protein binding
Source: RefSeq, a predicted model, not a curated record